CAGGGCAACGAGGUGGCCGGCCGCCCGGCAGCACUGGGAGGAACAAGGGACCGCCCCAAAAUGGCCGCCGCACGAGGGAAGGCACACGCGGCGAGCACUCAGCGGGGGAAGGGGCUCGUGCACCUGCCCGCCGAGCCGGCUCGCGAAUGCGGGAAGGAGGGGGGGGGAGCGCGCACACCGCCGCGGUUGGGAGGAGAGGGCGGCUGCGGCACUAUUUACACGGGGACCGUUCAGAAAAGACGGGAGGGGAAGCAAGGGGAGGGAAAACCACCCGGGCAGGGCGGGGAAAACACCCGCGGACCCAGGGAGGACACCACCCGCAGUCAGAAUAG
This is a messenger RNA of Pelobates cultripes (western spadefoot toad), 332 nucleotides long. NCBI's taxonomy places the organism in Eukaryota, Metazoa, Chordata, Amphibia, Anura, Pelobatidae. The record is from the annotation of a GenBank genome assembly.